AACAGUACGUCCCUGCUGCAGGCGGCGCUGUUUACAGUUCUGCUCAUGUGCACUGCAGCAAGCGAAGAACAGUUCCUUCAUUUCGGUGCGCAUGUAACCGACGUGACCUCCGGCUUUGGUAUAAUUCAUUUGCUCAUAUUUUCAUCCUGCUCUCAUAUUCGCAAUAAAGACCGGCUAUUAGUUUUACACGCAGCGCCUUCAUCUUAACACCUUCAUCUGUAAUUUAGUCGCGUUAGGGUAAAUAAGCGUCAGGCUGAUGGCUGCGGUGUCGGCUGUGUCUCCAGACCCUGGGCCUGUGGUUACACGGCCACCUGAAGACGACAUCGAGGGAGACGACGAGGAUGACCUGGAUGAAACCCUGAUGGAGAGGCUGUGGGGAUUAACAGAGAUGUUCCCUGACACACUUCGCUCAGCAGCUGAAGUAUCGGCACAGUGCUCGCUGUCCCUCGCGAAAAAAGUUUACAGCUUUUCCCGCACUGCACUGUGGAUAGGCACAACUUCAUUUAUGAUCCUGGUGCUUCCAGUCGUGUUUGAAACAGAGAGACUACAGCUGGAACAACAGCAGCUACAACAACAGAGACAGAUCCUAUUGGGGCCAAAUGCUGGAAUGUCUGGGGUAAUGCCUGGAAUGGCACCCAUGACUUCUGGAAAGGUCUGAAGAAAUGGCUCAUAUUCUAUCCUCAAGAUGCAGUUCACUGGGGACCUGGAAAAGAAUCGUCUAGUCAUCUGAAUUGAGAAGAGGAGACGGCUUUCUUUAUGAAAUCUGUCAUCCAAUGUUUAAAUUUUUGUUUGUUUGAUUGCCUGUUAUGUUGUCUUUACAUGUCUUUCUGAAAAGAAAACAAUGACUGUAGUACUCCAGUAAUGUAAUUAAUUUUAUAUGUAUAUACUUAUACAUACAUACACGGUGGUCCCAAUGUCUGGAUCCAUAGGCAACACUCUACUUUAAAGUAUUAAUUAAAGCAAAUUCUCAAACUGACAGCCUCUGACUUCCCAACAGUGUGUGCACAAAGUUAAAGAAUAUCGAUUAUUUUUUAAUGUGUCAGAACUGAUGUUACACGCAGAGAUGAUUUUCUCUUUAUAAGUAAUUAUUAGUCUGGGCUGAUUCUGAAGUCAAAUGGUGUUCUGUCUGUUUCUGUUCAAUCUUCUAUUUUUAGAUUUAAAGUCAUCUUGGAAUCCUGAAAUAAAAAUAAAAAUGUAACUUUUAUAUAAAGAAAAAUGCCUAUAGAUGCAGAUUUUGGACCACUCUGUAUACAACAGCAGCUCUGUUUUUUUUUUUUUUUUUUUUUUUUUUUUUUUUAAUAUGCGUCGAUGCACCAGUCAGAGUCAGAAACAUAUUUAAAAGUUAAUUCUGAAAGCUUUUUUAAUGAAUUAUAAAGGACAGUCAAAUGAUUUGCUUAUUCAGAAAGACCAAUGAAUCUUGGUUGGCUAUUUUUUUUUUUUAUGAUGAUGAUGAAUCUGUAUGCCUUGUAAAGUUGCAAGUUAUCAUCCGAGCCCUUUACAUGUGAGUUUUAGUUUAUGAAAAUUAAAGUUGUGGCAGUGACAAAACAAUACACUAUGAAUGGUAACAAAUUGUUGUAUUUUCUUUGGUCAAAGUGUUUACUACUUGAUAGUAGACACUCUACCUGGCUUCUUAUAAGAAAAACAGAAAAAGGUUUUUAAUGAUGUAAUGGCAUAACAUACGGUACAGCACUUUACUCCGUAAGAAUGCUGUUAAUAAUUCAUUUGGGGAAACAUUUUACAGAACAUAUAAAUCCUUCUUCACUGCUCCUCCAGAAAGUUUUCAGAAAAUCUUUGUAUAUUUAUCUUCAGAAAAAAUAAAUUAAUGGUUAUUUGCAACUCGAUAAACAUAGAUCAAGCAGUAGUGCACAUGUUAGAUACAAAAAAGAGCUUCUAUGGCUUUUGAACAUAUAAAGCUGUUUAUUUUGCGGAACUUGUCACGUAUCUGUGGAUUUGCACUUUCUCAUGUCUUAUACAAAUGAAUUGAAAGCAACACCAAAAUAAAUGGAGUGGAUAAAGUAGGAGUAAAGAUACAAA
This is a messenger RNA of Clarias gariepinus (North African catfish), 2034 nucleotides long. RefSeq names its product translocase of outer mitochondrial membrane 22 homolog (yeast) (gene tomm22). Bases 257 to 658 code for a protein of 133 amino acids. The transcript has 4 exons. The record is from RefSeq and is a predicted model, not a curated record. Lineage: Eukaryota; Metazoa; Chordata; Actinopteri; Siluriformes; Clariidae. Gene Ontology annotation, biological process: intracellular protein transport. Gene Ontology annotation, cellular component: mitochondrial outer membrane.